This is a messenger RNA of Spodoptera exigua (beet armyworm), 626 nucleotides long. Lineage: Eukaryota; Metazoa; Arthropoda; Insecta; Lepidoptera; Noctuidae. The record is from the annotation of a GenBank genome assembly.
AGCUACAUACAGCCUCACGUAGUAACUUGUAAAAGUGAUCCGUACUUUACUUCACGUAAACGAAAAUCAGUUAACUGCUGAAUUUAUUUCAACGUGCAGAUUUGUAAAGCAGAAAGAUCACAAUGAAAGCCAGCGCGUACAACGUCUACUUGGGUGUCGUGGCGGCCAUGUUGGCUCUACUGUUCGUUACAAUUAAUGCUGCGCCAAUGGAGGCGGAUGAGGAGACGGCCGAGAACACUCUAGUGGCGCAUCCGGACGCAGACAUGGAACUGUCAGGCCCGUGGGAUGCUAUCAACACUGCCGCUCUGCGCAAACUGCUGCUGCAACUUGACGCUGAGGAGAGGAUGGGCAGGGUGACUCGCUCAUGGCCCCAGGCUGAACCCCGCGGCUGGGGUCUUCGGGCGCUUGACAGCCGUCUGGCGCGGCAAUGGAGGGCAGACAAGCGACAGGUGCGCUUCCGCCAGUGCUACUUCAACCCAAUCUCCUGCUUCCGCAAGUGAACACCACCAACUCAACGACGCAUCGACCCUAUGACCUAGUGUAACAAAAACGAACAAACGUCGUCAAGAUUCAAACUUAAAAAAAUAGAAAAAAAAUUGCGUACAACGGCCACAUUGUGAAACGAC